Messenger RNA from Saprolegnia parasitica CBS 223.65, 903 nucleotides. RefSeq lists its product as hypothetical. Bases 1 to 846 code for a protein of 281 amino acids. The record is from RefSeq and is a predicted model, not a curated record. The transcript is spliced from 6 exons. NCBI's taxonomy places the organism in Eukaryota, Oomycota, Saprolegniomycetes, Saprolegniales, Saprolegniaceae.
AUGUUGGCGCGCCUCGGGCUUCCGUCGUCCAAGAAGAAGUACGAAGAGAGCAUUACGGGCGUGCACGCGUACCGUCAAAAGUACCAAGACGCGCUGCUCUUGCCCAAGCGCGAGCUCCAGAAACUCGACCUCUCGCCGCCCAAAAGCAAGCGCCACCAGUACCGCCACCGCCUCCAAGAGCCGGCGUCGACUAAACCGACGAAAACCAAAGAGCUCUCGAACGAAGAGAACGACGCGGUGUGGCGCCGAUGGAAGCAGCGCAAGGCCGACGUUCUCGCCAAGCAAAAGCAGGAGGACGACACCGUCCUCGCGAGCUUGCAAGAGCGCGCGCCAAAGCCCGGCGACGCAGAGGCGCAGUUUGAGCGCUGGAAGGAGAAGAAGCGAGAGGCUGACCGCGCCGAGCGGCAGCGCAAGAAAGCCGAACAGGCCGCGUGGGAUGCCAUGCUGGCACAAGACAAGGCCAAGCGACGAGAGAUGCUCCACGAGAAAGUGCCGCCGAUGGCCCACGCCGUCAAGACCAAGAAGCUGCCCGAGCCCGAGACCGUGCUGCACGUGCUCGAACAAGUGCAAGCGUCGCCGUACAGCAAGCGGCUGCGCGGCCACAAGAAGCCAGCAGCGCCGCUGUUGCCUCAGAUUUUGCUGAAAGCCCGGCCUCGCCCCUCGACGUGCAAAGGACCACCGGAAACGUCAGGCAUCCACCAAAGCGAGACGAAAGCGAGCCAGAGGCUGGCUGGCAGCGAAGACGACAACAACAAUGAGAGCGAGGGGCUGCCGCCGCUCGCGGUUGCCGAGAGGAUACCGCGGCCAACCACGUCGGCGAUGGCUGCGAGUACGAGUGACCGUUGACACGUUAUUAUGAAGGACGAUAUCAAUCUAUUCGACCACAGCGUGUUUCGCUACCUC